Rotaria sordida is the source of this 1188-nucleotide messenger RNA. The record is from the annotation of a GenBank genome assembly. Lineage: Eukaryota; Metazoa; Rotifera; Eurotatoria; Philodinida; Philodinidae.
AUGCAACUAUUAGAAUCCAAAGUACUCAAUGCUAUACGUCAUUCACAAUAUAGGCAACUUGCAUUAUUUAUUCGUCAUAAUUAUAAUCUAAAUGUAACAACAAAAGAUGGUCGUAAUGGUUUAUUUAUUGCACUUGAUAUUCCAGAUGCACGUAAACGUCGUCGUAUGAUUAGAUUUUGUUUAGAUCAUGGUAUUGAUGCAUUACAAAAAGAAAAAAAAUAUAAUUAUACACCUUUACAUGAAGCUAUUGCUCGACAACAAAUGGAUUCAAUUCAACUUUUACUUGCUAAUGCUGGUGGUGAAAUUGAUUGGCGUUCAUUAGAUGUACAUGGUCGUACAAUUUUACAUCAAGCUGUUGAAUCAAAUAAUGUAUCUAUACUUGAAGCACUUAUUAUUGUUAUGAAUCAUUAUGGAGUAUCUGUUGAUAUGCUAGAUAAAAAUGGUUUAACACCAUAUUUAUUAGCUAUAAAACUACACUUACGUGACAUAGCACAAAUACUUUCAAAUAAAGGACAUGCAAGUCGACAACAAUGUGAUUUAACAACACAUAGAAAUGCAAAUGAAUGGGAAAUAGCUGGUAUUGAAGAACAUCGUUUAUGUUUACGUGAUAAACUUCGACAAGAAAUUGACAAUGCUAUGAGAGAAGGUAAAAUAAAUAAAGUUAAAAAAUUAAAACAAAUUUAUUAUUCACCAUUAUUAUUAUCAACAAAUAUACCAACUUGUCGUGAUUCAAUUUUAUCUAUGACAACUAUAUCUGGUUUAAAUACAAAAUCAUCUUUGUCAAUUAAUGAAAUGAUAGAUCAAUUACCCGAAGGUGAUAUACCUGAAUCAUUUGUUACUAGUGAAGCAGAUGAACAAACAUUUCAUUUGGAAUCUUUACCAUCAUUACAACAGCCUAUAUCAUCAUUUCUUCCACCUAUAUCUAUUGCACGACAACAUCGACCAACUUUAACACUCAAUGCUCUUGUAGAUUUAUUUCAGGUGAUUACCGAUCAAAUAUCGCCAUCGUAUCGUUCAUCAGUCAAAAACAAUAUCAAUACAUCAUUUGGUCAACAUGCACGUAAAAAAAGUUCAGCGAUUCCACAUCGAAGUACAUUAGCUACGAUUAAAACUAAUACAAAUUUAUCGACUAUAUCAAGACAACGACGUUCUUCAAAUAUUGUUGUCGAAGCAAAACGAGUUGCUUGA